Messenger RNA from Manis pentadactyla (Chinese pangolin), 1296 nucleotides. It is a transcript of the gene APOL6, whose product is annotated as apolipoprotein L6. Gene Ontology annotation, cellular component: extracellular region; membrane. NCBI's taxonomy places the organism in Eukaryota, Metazoa, Chordata, Mammalia, Pholidota, Manidae. Gene Ontology annotation, biological process: lipoprotein metabolic process; lipid transport. Gene Ontology annotation, molecular function: lipid binding. The record is from RefSeq and is a predicted model, not a curated record.
CAUCUGUCAGCUGAGGAAUAUUUUUGGGAGAGCUUGCACCUUGAGAGGGGACUAGAAGAGGGCAUUAGACAGCUCUGUGCCCUUGCAGACGACAUCGACAGAAUCCACAGAAGAUUCACCAAGACCACUGUGGUCACUCCGUGGUGGUCACUCAUCUCAGGAGCCACGAGCACCCUGGGCUCAGCACUCACUCCAGCAAUGGCAGGAGGAAGCCUGGUCCUCUCCGCAGCUCGUAGAGGUUUGGGGACAGCAGCCGGGGUCACCAGCAUCUUGACCGAUGUGUUGGAAUACUUUCACAAUCAAAAAGCCUGCAGCCUAAGGCCAGGCCUGGCCUUAGGGGAUGGAAGCCCCAUCAGGGAUGUCAAGAAGGCAAUUGCCCGGGCCAUUCAGAAAGCCAGAGCCCACUGGUGCCUGACAGCUGCUGCCAAGCACCUCCUGCCCACGGGCCAGGGAUCAGGCCACAGGAGCAGAAGGACGUGAAGGGCACUGAACAGUGCAACGCUGGUGAUGACGAGGGCUCGCCUGCGGAGGAGUGUGAUGGCUGGCUUCUCCCUCAGCCUGGGCCUGAUCCUCCUGAAGGACUGGCAGGAGCUGAAGGCAGGAGCAGGGACGUUGGCAGAAGGGCUGAGGGCCCAGGCUUGGGAACUGGAAAGGAAGUUGACAGAGCUCACCAGUUCCCUGAGGGCCUGCAGCAGACAGGGAGGCCACCAUCCCCCUGGAAGGGGCUCAAGGGCACUAGGUUUACAGGAAGGGUGUUAAGGGAGCCAGCGUGUGUGAAGUCUGCAUAGUUAUUCCUGGGGAGGCAGGGCAUCCGGUGGCCCGGGAGGCCCCAACAGUAUCAGGUCCCUCUUGGAGAUCGUGGUGUCUGUCCUGGCAGACCUGCUCAUGCCUUCGGUUUCUCCCUUGAUGCUCUUUGAAGCCCAUGUGCUGGGCAGCAGGUCUUCCCAGGUGUGCAGAGGAGACACUGAGCCCCAGGGAGCAUUAUGGACUGAAAUGUGUCCCCUUCAUGUUCAAAUGAGGAAACUCUCAGCCCCAGUAUGACUAUUUGGAGAUGUGGCCUCUCGGUGACAGGCUGAAGGAGGUCGGAUGGGGCACAGUCCUGUGGGACUGGUGUCCCUGUAAGAGGAGGAGGGAACACAAGAGGGCUCGCUCUCUGUGCCUGUGCCUGUGCCUGUGCCGAGGAAAGGAGGGGAGGCUGAGCAAGGACCGGAGGCGGCCACCUGCAAGCCAGGGGAGCUCUCGGUGGGCCUGCACCUAGGUCUGGGUGGGACUUGCAGCCUCCAGAACUAUGAGAAA